UCUUCCAUACCACCAUGUUCUUGAUCGGCUUCUACUUCUUUGCUAAUAUUGCCUACGUCGGCAUGGCCAACGGCGGUGUUACCUCCUCGACCCUCCUCCUUGUCGUCUCCAUCGUCGUUGGCAUCUUUGGUGGUCUCCUCUUUGUCUGCUGUUCGCGACUUGGCGUCGCCGUCUUGGGCGCUUUGGCCCUGUACUCCCUGGGUCUCUGGAUCUUGGGCUGGAAGUCUGGCGGCGUGAUUACCUCCAGCACCGGCCGUGGCAUCCUGCUCGGUGUCCUUGCUAUUGUCGGAUUCAUUUUCGGAUUCAUUCGUAAGCACGAGACCGUCAUGAUCGGUUCUGCCCUCGUCGGUGCCUACUCCUUCGUAGCCGGUGUUGAUUUCUAUGUUCACACCGGUUUCCUUCAACAGACAGACUCGUUUAUCAACUCCAAGAACGGCAUCGACAAUCGCGUUGGCAAACUCACUGGUGCCCAGUACGCCCUGUUGGCAUCCUUUAUAGUAUUGGCUAUUUUGGGCAUGGUCGUUCAGUUCCGUUGGUGGGGUCGUCGCACCUUCCGCCCUGCGCCCCCUGCUCCUGCUGCCGAGAAUGUUGUCUACACCGAAAAACCCUCGCGCUUUGGAGGGCUCUUCCGUCGCCGCCACUAAAGACAAACACCUCACAAUGUAUAUCUUACAUAACUAACAUUACUUUUACUAUAAAAAAUAAUAAUAAACUAU
Gamsiella multidivaricata is the source of this 716-nucleotide messenger RNA. RefSeq lists its product as uncharacterized. NCBI's taxonomy places the organism in Eukaryota, Fungi, Mortierellomycota, Mortierellomycetes, Mortierellales, Mortierellaceae. The record is from RefSeq and is a predicted model, not a curated record. Bases 15 to 644 code for a protein of 209 amino acids. The transcript has a single exon.